CAAGUUUUGCGCUAGUUGGCUUAUGUGCAGUGAACGUUAGUUUGUUACUGUGUGUGAGCCAGAACUAUCGUCCUGUAAUGAGAAGAAAGAGAAAACAGCAGGACGUUCUUCUGAAGACUGUUAUAAUAUUCACCUGCAGGAUUUAAAAAAUGGUUUUGGUGCGGAAUUUCUGGAUUUGUAUCGUUUGUCUGACAGGUGUCCUCCCUCCCCGCUGUUCGGGGGUCAAUGUGUUUGUUAGAGACGAGAAGAGGUAUGCCGUGUUGUUUCAGUCAGUGGUUCUGCCAUGUCAGUACAACAGCGUGUCCACCCAGACGCCAGUUGUGCAGUGGGUCUUCAAGUCGUACUGUCGGGACCGCACCAGGGACUCGUUCAACUUCCCCGACAGCCUGACUCCGGGCCAGGGAGGAGGUGGGCUGACAAGUGGAGGUAGAGGGGUCGGCGGGGGGUACGAGGCGGGGAUGACGGCGGGCUACCUGGACUGUGCUGAUAGCAGCCGGACAGUUCGUACUGUUGCCUCCAUCUCCGGUUCCUCCAUCACACUGUCCGAGUACUACAAGAACAGAGACAUCUCCAUCAUCAACAAGGCCGACCUGCGCAUAGGGGAGGUCAAGUGGGGAGACAGUGGAGUUUACAUCUGUAAAGUGGUUAUAUCUGAUGACUUAGAGGGACAGAACGAAGCCUCCGUGGAGCUGCUGGUUCUUGGUUUCUCAGGGGUGCCUGAAGAUCUCCUGCCAGAAUUUGAUUUGAAGAUUAUGCCAGAGUGGGUGUUUGUGUCGGCGGUGGCGCUGGGCAGUCUCCUCUUCCUGCUGUUGUUCGGGGUUUGUUGGUGUCAGUGUUGUCCUCACUCCUGCUGCUGCUAUGUCAGCUGCUGGUGCUGCCCAGACACGUGCUGCUGCCCAAGACAUCUAUACGAGGCAGGUAAGGGUAUAAAGAUGGGCACCUCCACCCCUCAGACACCUGCCUACCCUCCAUACUUUGUCACUGGGGUCCCGACGAUGGUCCCCAUCGCACCCCCUUCUCUGGUGGACAAGAUGUCCUCCGUCUCCCCUUCGGAUGGCAGUGUACUUACAGCAUUGCCGAUGCAUGCUGUAGGGCUUCCCUACCGCGUGCCUUCCCCUCAGGAUCAGGAAUCUCUCAGGGUGCUUCAGUAUGUAGAGAAACAACUGGCUCACUUCAACCCUGCCAGGUCCAUCAGCCCCCAGUCCUGUAGCCUGUCUGAGCUGAGCUCCCUCCAUGAGGUAGACACUGGCUUCCGCCAAACAUACCGGAACGUACAGAAGAAAGCUCUUCCUGCCAUCCCGGACCACGACCCUCAGCCUGAGCCCCAGCGCUACCGUGACAACCGCAGCCCAGAGCCGCCGCGUUACCGUGACCACCCAUCUUCACCCCAACGACCUCGUGAUGACCCCGACGCAGAGCCCCGACGCUGUCAGGAAGAGUCUCUUCCUCCGCGGCGGUACAGCGACGACCCUCCACCCGCACAGUCACGCAGGCCUGUCCGACAUCAGCGGCAACAGAAUCACAGCGAGGGGGACCACCACAACAGGUGGAACCCACGCUCUGAGCAUCUGCACAGAAAGUCGUACCGUAAUGCGGGACGGACCGGCUCUCUGGAUGAGCUGGAGGAGUUUGCUGCAGGUUACAAGCAGAAAGGAGGAAGAGGGGAGCACAAAAGGGAAGACAACCGAUGUGACUAUGAGAUGGAGCUUCUGGAGUUCAGUCGAUAUCCUUCCUAUUGUAAUGGUCCACCGCAGCAUUAUCACAAUGAUGAACAUCAGUUUGGAGACAACAGUGACCAAGAAGAUAACCACAGACGAAACAUAAGCCCACUCCAGUCGCCCAAGAAGAGGAGGGGCACUUGGGACAGCGAGCUUCCUGCCCCACUUCCUCCCAGAGUCAGUCCACCAUCAACCUCUUCUCAAGAGAAAGACUACGAUAGCACGUUCCUAAACAGCCUGCUGGACCGUAAGGCUAAGCUGCGAGGGGUCAGCCAGGGGAAGAGUGGGCCCCGGGGUGAGGAGGAUUCAGACACACCCUCAAAAGGUAGCUCGAAAAAGAGCAGCGGGGAAUCCAGUCGACACUGCAGCCGCUCACCCAGUAACAGGCCUGAGGCAGAUUCACUGUCUCCGUGCUCAGACACAGAGAGAAGCAGAACUGAGAGGCCAUCCCCGCGUCCGCCAGCAUCGAACACUCGCUCCUCUCAGUCUCCGGCUAACUCGCUACCAGUCCACAGAGAAGAGCCCAGAGACAAGAACCGGAAAACGGGCACUCUUCUCAGCCGGGACUCCCUCAUCGUUUGACGGACUGAAAGCCACAUAAACUGAAUGCUCUUAAACAAACUCUACGGGAGCCGUUUGUCAGCUGAUGGGAGAAAGAAAUUAUUUGGAUUGCAUAAGAAAUGCAACUGACAGUGAGGGAAAGCUGAAUCAGCACUUAUGAAUGGACGAGUGGACAACAGACACACUUUUACUAUGGAGACUGUCACUGGGGUUUCUGCCUGUGACGUCACUGAAUGAUGAAGUCAUCACUGUUCAGUUUGUGUCAGCGGCUGCCUCAUAUAUCUCAGCUGAGCUAAGUCCGGGUGUAUGACCUGGACUGUCCGUCCCUGCAGGACGCUGUUUGCCUCCCGUCCCUUUGCUUAACGCUUCCAGCACAAUGACUGCAUUCAUUUCCACUUGAUGAGCUAUCGGCUUUAAAUAAGCCCAUUUGUAGAAAAAGGGUUUAUGACAACAGCAUUAUUGUAAAGGACAUACUGCUUUAGCUGAGUGUCAACACACACUCUGCCAUUCACUAACUAGAGCAUCUAAUCCAAUGUAUAUUAAUUUAAUGUUAACUAAAAGUGGAAGUUGUAACCAAUAUUACCAAAGGUUUAUAUCAUGUGUAUCUACAGAGAGGCUCAAGACCAAUGUUAACACCUCAAAGACGCAUUUGAGUUUCCCCAUAUGUUCUAUUGAUGCCUCAGCCCUUAUGGGAGUUGCUUAGCACCAAACAGCAGAGAGACACAGUUAGCAUCUCCCUGGUGAACACAGUGGAGAACUUUAUCAACUAAAGAGCCAGGUAUUUCUCAGAGUUAAAAGAGAGUGAUCAUAUCAUUUUUCUCUGUCUCUACUGGAUGUGUAAAUAGCAAAUCAACACUAAAGAGCUGCCGUAACAACUUCAUAAUUGGAUGAUAUGCCAACAUACAGCUUCUCUUAUGGCCCCCGUGUUGCCAAAAUAUUACUAAUGUUUCCUAAACUAAGUUUGUCAUACAUUCACAGGGUUUCCCUCGGAUUCUUAGAAACUCUCAUAAUGCAUUGAAUUAAUUCUGCAAAAUAAGGCUUUAAUUGGUGCUGGAAUGCCUUUCACGUUAACCUCCAGGUAUUGUAGACUAGGCACUUUGUGUUUAAUGCAGGAAGUGUUUUAAAUAUUACACAAUGGUAAUCAAGGCAGGGUUAUCCCACAUGCAGAGUUGUUGUUAAGUUGGUCUGAAAUGUAAUAACAAGUGGCAUUCAAAAAAGUCUUUAAUCUAUCUUGCCAUAAACUGUAGGAUCGUGCAUGCAAAUGAGAUGGUUCGAUGUCACAAUGCAGCCUUUAGUAGCCAAACAUCAAUCACUUUUAUUCAUGUUAAUUUGAAACGUUUUUAAAGCAACAGAGACGGCUCUCAAGAAGCCAAACAACGGGAGUGCCAGUCUGAAAUGUAUACGAGUCAGAUCUUAAGUUCAUGACAUGAAGCAAAGAAAUCACUAAAAAGUAUCAAUGCGGUUAAAAACUUAACCAGUACUAAACCUGCAGACUGAACUAGUACUACCCUGCAGUUGUCUGCAGGUAAUGAAGUUAUAUCUUUACUCAUGAAGCAGAAACAUUAUUUUGCCUCCACAUUGUAUUAAAACAUGUCUGAGUUUGCACAAAGUAGCUAUUUUUCCAAGGAACUAAAACUUGAUGAAACGUUGUAUUUGUUUGUGAACCUUAAGGCAUUGAAGUCCCACUUGCCUUUUAAAAGAUGUUUAUAUUACAGCAUAAAGAUUUACAUUUAAUUGGACCUAUUUAUGUUUGUGGUGUGAUAUGGUCAAUGUAAUUAGAAAAUAAUGAUGUUUGCUUAUACUUUCCAGUGUGACUGUGUACAUAACAUGAAGUGCCUCGGUUUGAUAAGUAUAAUUCAACCUUUUCUUAUCACUGCUGAGUCAACAGCUGAACCAACACCUUCAUCUGUUAUCAACAGUCAUACUCACAAGCACACACACACACACAUACAACACACACAGUAGCCCACUGAUUUUUACUUAUGUUGUUUUAACAUUACACCAAACAGUAUUUCUUUAUUUCUGCCUCUGUUUCUUUAAACCAGUGUUUACGUUUUCUUCUAUCUUGUUCUCUACUGUCUGGUACUGAUGUGUGUGUGUGGUGUGUGUGUGUAUGUGUGUGUGUGUGUGUGUGUGUGUGUGUGUGUGUGUGUGUGUGUGUGUGUGUGUGUGUGUGUGUGUGUGUGUGUGUGUGUGUGUGUGUGUGUGUGUGUGUGUGUGUGUGUGCGUGAUGACUCUUUACUUUUCUGUAAAGGAGACAAUGUGUAAUUGAGUAUGACUCAUGUCUUUGUCCAUUGUUGAAAUCACAGACUGCCUGUCUUUUUAACAGUGGUUUUGUCAUCCACAUAAAUAUUUGUUAUGAAUUGUUUGUAUAUAAAGUCAUUUUGUAUUGUCAUAACAAAAACGUAAAAACAAUUGUGUAUCUUAGUAAAUAGAUUGAGUAUAAAUAAUGGAUGUGUUGAACUGAUUAGGUUCAAGAUAUGAUGGUUUAUUGAACCACUGUACUUAGAAAUAAAUUGAGAUAUAGUUGUACUACUUUAA
Eleginops maclovinus (Patagonian blennie) is the source of this 4820-nucleotide messenger RNA. RefSeq names its product immunoglobulin-like domain-containing receptor 2. The coding region runs from base 150 to 2300 and encodes 716 amino acids. Gene Ontology annotation, cellular component: membrane. The record is from RefSeq and is a predicted model, not a curated record. The transcript has 10 exons. Gene Ontology annotation, biological process: pancreas development. NCBI's taxonomy places the organism in Eukaryota, Metazoa, Chordata, Actinopteri, Perciformes, Eleginopidae.